Messenger RNA from Asparagus officinalis (garden asparagus), 1881 nucleotides. RefSeq lists its product as uncharacterized. NCBI's taxonomy places the organism in Eukaryota, Viridiplantae, Streptophyta, Magnoliopsida, Asparagales, Asparagaceae. The record is from RefSeq and is a predicted model, not a curated record. The coding region runs from base 1065 to 1631 and encodes 188 amino acids. The transcript is spliced from 6 exons.
ACAUGUCCACAAGUGCGCCCAAAAGAACAUAAUCGGGUAAAUAAUAUGGAUAGUAUGAGAAAGCAUGCGCCCAAUAUAUGUGAACCACCUGCUAGAAAUAUUGCAAUACAAAGAAAAGAGUUAGAGGUGCAGACAAAGAAGAAAAUGAUCCGUAUGAGACAAUCAAGAGAGGAGAAAAUGUUGGAUGAAAUAGAAAAUGCGGAGCGAGAUAUUCGGAAAAAAAUCAUAGAGCAAAAGGGACAAUUUAGUAAGGCACGACACCGACUUCACGAUCAUGCACAAAUAAAGGUGAUAGCAAGAGGAGAACACUCGGCCAACAUAGAAGAUGAAGAGGAAGAUAUUAGAGAGGAUUUCAUAGAAGAUGCUGAAGGAGAUGUUAGUGAACAUGAUGAGCAAGAUGAAGAGGAAAAUAUUUGGGAGGAUUCUAUAAACGAGUCUGAAGGAGGUGAGGAUUUAAGGGAACAACCAGCAAGACAGGUAGCCAAUAAAGUGGUAGACAAACCCAAAAAAUAUCGAGGGCAAACUAAAUGUGAAAAAAUUCAUGCACGAAGUGUACAUGAGCGACAAGUUAUUUUUUUAAAUGGGUUUGGACAACCUAUCGGACUGUCAGAUAAGGCAUGCAGUGAACUUAACAGUUUCUUAGGCACACUUGGAAGAAACUCAAGUUUUGCACCUCUGGAUGUGAAAAAUUGGCACAAAGUUGAAGAAAAAGAUAAAGAAAAAAUAUGGGAUUAUGUUAAGGAAAAAUAUGACAUUCCAGAGGAAGGAAAAAAUGGACCUUAGAAACUGUCAAUUGUGCAUGGAGGCGCUGGAAAUCCAUAUUGAAGAAGAAGUGUUUUGACGGGUUCAAAAAUGACAAACAAAGACUAAAGACACGGCCAAAUACUAUACCUGAAAUAGAAUUUAAAGCCUUGCUCAAAUUCUGGAACUCCGAACAAUCAAAGUGAAAUAGACACGGAACAGCAGUGCUGCUAAUGGUCUGGUUGUUUUUUAAAUCCACGUUCCUUCUAUAUGUGUAGAAAACAAGUGAGACCAACAAAGCAAAUCGUGAAGGUCUAGAAUAUAUGCACACUACGGGGACAAUAAGUUUUGCGAGGAUUCGCCAAAAAAUGGAAAAUGAGUUGGGAAGACCACCAAGUGAAGCUGAAAUGUUUAUUGAGACCCGUAAAAAGAAGAUAAAUCCACAAGGAGAGAAAACAAUCAAUUUGAUAGGUGCUUUAGAAGAACUCAAAUCUCAAGAUGAAGAUGAUGAUGCAUGGGAUUUAGUCAAGAAAGAUGAACAUCCUGGACGUGUACGUCUUAGGGGGAGGGGUGUCACUAAAACCAUGCUCCAGAAUAAAAAUAAAAAGAUCAUGGAUCCCUCGGAGCAAGUUCCAGAAUCUGUUGUUCAAACUAUAUCACAAAAAGUUGAGCAAGAGUUGACAAAAAAGUUUGAAGAGCAGAAGGCAGAUUUGGUUCAUGGUUUCGCUGAGCUUUUGACUGAAACACUUGGGCAAACAAUUGAUCCGGCGGCUAUUGCAAGACUUAUUGCACGCACAAGAUCACCUGAGCAAGGUGGUAGUGCUCGAAAUCAUGAUCAUCCUCGCUCAUCUGCAAGCAGCCAUCAGCCACGAAAUGAGGAAAACAUCUGAAGAUCCAUGCUUGUCGCUCUUUGGGGGAUUUAUUUGUUGUGAAGAUGUAGAACUUAAUCGUCUCAAUAGAGACAUUUUGACCUUUUGAUUAAGUAGUAGCUCUUUGUUUUAAUCAUGGAGGAUUUGUGAUAUGUGCUUAAUUUGGUAAGUUUGUGUGUAAAACUUGUGAAGAAUUAUCUCAAUCCUAUUGCUAUAAUAUUGUUCUUCGUUGUAAUGAAUUGUUCAUUAUAUUAAGGCUAAAGUUUGGUUA